GCGGAGAGAGAAGAGAAAGGAGACAGAUUGAGUUACACCAGAGGAGUUAUACAUUGAACGCUUUUAAUCUGCUAAGAGGAUCUCAGCUGCACUUUCAUGUUCGACAACACUUCUCGCCAGCUAUCAGAGUGAGAAUUACCUGGGCUGGGACAGAAGGUCAGCUGACCCCCGGCAAGGCCAAAGAAUGAGCCUGAAAGGGGUGUCAUUGCCAAGCACGCCAAUCGUCACCUGGGGAAACUACAGCACUCCUAAAAGAAGAUGUUCUAUCACCCCCUUGUGCCUACCCGCUGUGCCACUAUCGCAAACCACCAGCAUGGUAUUCCCUACUCGUAUCAACCCCCUCCAUCCCCCGGGUGUGAAGAGGAGGACGGUAAGCCUGGAGACAGUGCCUGCCCACCAACACAACCACCAGAGGGUCAUCAACAUGCAGCAAAGAGAGUAUAGCCGGUUCCACCAGGGCUGGAGGCGGCCAUUUUAUGGCACAGUGACAGAAAAGGAGGACUACAGAAAGGAGAUCCGACAACUGCUGAAGAAGCAGAUGAGUGACAAGUGGGCUAUAGACAGGGAGGCACUGACCAGCCAAAGCAAGGAACUGGAGGCUCUGAAAGAAGCUGACCGGCUAGCCAUUGUUCAGGACCUGGAGCAGGAACGAACAAAAGCCUUAUUCCUGACAAGAUACAGGGAUGAGAAUAAACGGUUAAUGGAAAGCAGAUGGCAAGAAAACCGGCUGACCCGAUCUUUGGAGAUACUAAAGGAGAGAGAACUUCAACAAUUUAACCCAAUUAACUGGAGUGGAACGCUGAAAUAAUACAAACUGGUCAGCAGCAAGCAUAGUACGAAUU
Nanorana parkeri is the source of this 842-nucleotide messenger RNA. RefSeq lists its product as uncharacterized. The transcript is spliced from 7 exons. NCBI's taxonomy places the organism in Eukaryota, Metazoa, Chordata, Amphibia, Anura, Dicroglossidae. The record is from RefSeq and is a predicted model, not a curated record. The coding region runs from base 185 to 808 and encodes 207 amino acids.